UAAGCGAUUCUUCACAUGAAUAGUCAAGUCUCCGAGUACAGGUUACCCACGCCUCCUAUUCAGACAACAAUGACUCGAGCGCUCUUCGUCGUCGCAGUGCUGGCUGCUCUCGCAUUAGUACAGGUGCGUAGCUCUCUACCACCGCCACCUCCACCAGACCAGUCUGGGCAUCAUCUCCGUACGCCAGACUAUCCGAUGCGACUGAUCGAUGACUACCGGCGUGACAACGAACGAUUUGACAAUCAUCGCCGUACGCCAGACUAUCCGAUGCGACUGAUCGAUGACUACCGGCAUAACAACGAACGAUUUGGGCGUCGGGGGUGGGGAACUUUAAAACAGAUGUUUAGAAGUAGUAAACAUGACCUCGACGAAUUUGACUCCGACUCUAGUUUCAACGCCAACGAUCGGUAA
Molecule: messenger RNA, 411 nt
Organism: Cydia fagiglandana
Lineage: Eukaryota; Metazoa; Arthropoda; Insecta; Lepidoptera; Tortricidae
Exons: 4
Coding region: 16-411 (131 amino acids)
Source: RefSeq, a predicted model, not a curated record